CCGCUGUGGCUAUGCAUCGACUGAGAGUGAGGUACCAUUGGAGGUGGCGGGGGUGGUGGGUUCGAUGCAUCGUCGGCAACAUUGGCUGAGCGGCUGGGUGAGUCGGCGUAAGCAUGCCGGCCUAUAAUCAUCGGUAUUGCGACGGUACACGCCGGGUGACCGAGACCGCGACAUCGACCGAGGCAUUUGGCGUGCCGGGCUUGGUCCGCGCGGCUCAGCAUAAUCGGCUGGUCUUGGCGGUCUGCUUCUACUUCCGCUUGCCUCACGCGAACGGGACCGGCGGACAGGGCUGCCAGCGCGUUCCUCAGGCGACCGUGCACCGCCUGCCUCAUACCGAUCAUACCUCCCACUAUAGUGUCGACGGUCGCCGCGGUACGGUUCAGGGCUGUGCGGUGUACUACCUAUAUAGCGGGAUGAGUAGCCGCGAUCAUACCGGCUGUUGUAGUAUCUGCCGCCGCGGUAGUCACGGCGGUCUGGAUACUCCUCAUAGCGUUUGUUGCGCUCAUAGUCGCGGUAUCCAGGCGCUCUACGCCCGGGGUCCUGUGACUCAAACUCGCCGUAGCGACCUCGGCUGCGGCUACGGUCGCGGAAUGCUGGUCGCCCACGGCUACGGCUACGCGCCGAGUACAUUGGGUCUCGGUUGUAGUGGCUCUGGCUAUGGCUGCGACUGCGGUCACGGUCACGGUCGCGGAUCACGGUCUGAUCCUGACGCACGCACGCUGUAUUGGGGCUCAGCGGGCUUUGGAGGUUCCUCAUCCGCUACCCCCUCGACGUGCUCUCCUUCUUCGAGAUCAUCUGGAUCCACUGCCUGUCCCGGCUCGAUUGAAGGAUUGGGUGCUACCGUGGGUGCGGUGGUAGUCUCCGCAGGCUUGUCAACAGUACUGGGCACUGCUGUGUCGGCUGCUGUGCUCCGAGGUGUUGGUUGCGCAAGCGGCGGUGCCCCAGCCGGCUCCUCCCGCUCCCCGCCUCUUGCGCGCACCCUCGACCUGAGUUCCUCAAUUGCCCUUUCCUUGUCCAUAUCCCGUCGGGCCAAGUCCUCUCCGUCCGGCUCCUCCCUCCCGUACCCGCCCCGGUAGUACCUGCCUGCCUCCCUCCGGCGGUAUCUUCCAGGAUCGCGCUCAAACCGCUUGUAAUACCUCGGCGCAUACUCUCUGUCGUUAUACCGACGCCCGCUGUACCCGCCCCGGUGCUCUUCCUCCUGGCGGUAUCCGUCCCGCCGCUGUGCAUCGUAGUACGCGCGCCGUGAUGCAUCACGUUCGCCAGACCGCGACCGCGACCGGUUGUCGCGCCGAUAGUACUCGUCUUCGGGGCGCUGUGCCCAGCCUUGGCCAGGCGAACGCGGC
Molecule: messenger RNA, 1343 nt
Organism: Linderina pennispora
Lineage: Eukaryota; Fungi; Kickxellomycota; Kickxellomycetes; Kickxellales; Kickxellaceae
Exons: 1
Coding region: 114-1076 (320 amino acids)
Source: RefSeq, a predicted model, not a curated record